Chelmon rostratus (copperband butterflyfish) is the source of this 1697-nucleotide messenger RNA. It is a transcript of the gene plp1b, whose product is annotated as proteolipid protein 1b. The transcript has 7 exons. Gene Ontology annotation, molecular function: structural constituent of myelin sheath. Gene Ontology annotation, biological process: axon development; central nervous system myelination. NCBI's taxonomy places the organism in Eukaryota, Metazoa, Chordata, Actinopteri, Chaetodontiformes, Chaetodontidae. The coding region runs from base 46 to 783 and encodes 245 amino acids. The record is from RefSeq and is a predicted model, not a curated record. Gene Ontology annotation, cellular component: myelin sheath; plasma membrane.
AGCCACCCAGCAAAACUUCAAUAACCCCCGCACUUCUUUCUGGACAUGGGUUGUUAUGAUUGCUGUAUCCGGUGCAUUGGGGCAGUGCCCUACCCAUCCCUGGUGGCCACUUUGCUGUGCUAUGCUGGCAUGGCAUUAUUUUGUGGCUGUGGGCACGAAGCGUUGACCCAGACCGAAGUCCUGGUCGAGACUUACUUCGCCCGCAACGUUCAGGAUUUUGCAGUCAUGGCCUCCUUUAUCAAAUACUUCCAGUACGUGAUCUACGGCCUGGCAUCAUUUUUCUUCCUCUAUGGUAUCCUGCUGCUGGCUGAGGGUUUCUACACCACGAGCGCCGUCAAGCAGACCUUUGGCGAAUUCAGGAGCACCCAAUGUGGGCGCUGCCUCAGCCUGACGUUCAUCAUAGUGACGUACAUCUUGGCCUUCAUCUGGCUGGCAGUGUUUGCCUUCACCGCUAUCCCAGUCUUCUUCCUGUUCAACAUGGAGCAGACCUGCCACAACAUCAACAUCCUGGCUGAAACAACCCCCAGCAUUAAUCAGCACGGCUGGAUUUGCAUGGACGCCAGGCAGUAUGGUCUGCUCCCUUGGAAUGCAAUGCCAGGCAAGGCUUGUGGAAUGACCUUGGCAUCUAUUUGCAAAGCCAGCGAAUUCUACGUCACCUAUGACUUGUACAUAGCUGCAUUUGCUGGUGCCGGGAUCACUCUCCUUGCACUGUUUCUGUAUAUGAUUGCCACCACCUACAACUAUGCAGUCUUGCGAUUUCUGGGCAGGAAAGGGAUCCGCUAAGUGCAACACGUCCAUCCCAUCCAAGCCCGUCCUCUGGCUAUGAGAAGGAAAGUCAACACGUGCAACACUAGGUUUCUGUUCAUCCUAUGAGAAACAGCAACUUCCAAACCUGGAUCACCUGCUAUAGUAUUUCUUUAGACGUGUCCAAUAACAGACAAAAGUUUCUCAGCACCUUUUUGUAUGAACAACAGACAGAUGAAGAUCACUCACACCCAGCAGCGAGCCCUGGUCUCCUCUUCAAAUCCUCUACUCCGAUGAUUCUCUUAACUAUGUUGUUCAUUUUCCUCUAGCAAGUUGUAUCCCCCAUUUUAUUCUUUUUGUGAAGCUUCAUUGGUGCUGAUGCUGUUGUCAGAUUGGGAUGUAUGACGUUCCAUGAAUAAUUAAGAGCAUUGACAGCUCGCCUCGCAAAUCAUAACUGCGUGCCCUCUGUUCAGUGUUUACUGAUGCAUAUGUUGGUUCUGAAUAUGAGUUUGCUGCUGCGUCAUUAUCACCAUCUUCUGUAUUAGUGUUGUGUGAACUAAAGCAAGUGAAGCUGAAUGUACCGGAGUUCUUUGCAACGGUAAGGUGUAUCUUCCCAUCUCCCUCUGUGCUUUCACUGACAGAGCAUGUACUUUGCAUUCAUUUAUAAUGCAUUUUUGCUUUGUUUAAAUGCCACCAUGUAAGAGGGCAUGGAGGGGUGGCAAAGACCUAUAUCCACUUUCCUGGAGCUUUUUUUGGUUACUGCUUAAAAUAAGCUGUUUUUGUGUUACUGAGGUGUUGAUGCUUCGAUAACGUGCCUCCAGGUGACUCGAGUUUGAUGUGUAGCCCUGCUUCUAGCUGAGCUGGGCGGCAUUGUGUGUGCUUAUUUUAAAUUAAGGCUGAUUAAACAUUUUAAUAGGCAAGAAUAUGUAAUUUUAUUUUAACCAUUUAUAAUA